AUGCUGAGGAGACGGCGGGUCUUCGCCGUGGAGCCGCUCUGGAGCCGAGAAGGGAUGGAAAAGGGGCUUCCAUUGGCUGCCACAGCCCAGGCCCCACACUGGGGUCAGCACAAUGCCAUGCCCGACGCCUACCAUGGCAUGCGCUUGACCACAGCCAGCUCCUAUGUUUCACACCCUCAGCUCACCCCACUGCUGGCGCAACGCUCUGGGCAGCAGGGUUGCGAGCUCCUGGGGCAGCGCAGCUGCAGAGCCCGGCCUGACCCGGACUCUGUGCUGCGCAGUGGCAUGGCUGGCUCCAACCGGGCGGCGCAGUGCUCCAGGCAGCACGGGGCAGGGCUGCGCUCUGCAGGCUCCUGCCGGCCCGGCAGCGGGCCCCGUGGGCUGGCGCUGCUGCGCCGGGAGCUCAGCUGCGCGCUGCCCCAGGGCCCAGGGAGGAAAGAUGGUGCACGGAAGCCCUGGGAGAGCUGUGUGGUGCUAACCUCAGCCAGCAUCUACCGCAAGCUGCAGGAAGCCUCUGGAGAGAGCACGGAUCCCGUUCCCGAGCCACAGCGGGGCAGCAGAAUGAGCAGCGAGCUGGGCCUGUGGGGCCCGGCUGGGUCGCCGACGGAGCCUGGCCUCCCCCAACAGCUGGGCCUCUUCCCGAAGAGCGGGCGGCUCCUCAAGUCGGAGUCGGAGGACUCUGGGGUGGAGAUGGCUGGCAAUGAGAACUCACCCUCCACUCCACUGGGCUCGGAGAGCAGCUUCUCUCUGGACUGUCUUGAUGGCUUCCAGCCCUCCACCGCAGACUCUGCUGUCAGCGACCCAGAGGAGGGCUGCCCCGAAGCAGAGGGGCCAGAGGAGCCGGACCCUCUCCGGGAGCGGGCCUACCUCCGGAACCUGUCGAUCAGCAAGAAGUUGGCCCAGGUGAUGCAGCGCUCCCGGAAGCUCCACGCGCCCAGCCGUUCUCCCAAGCCACUCGGCCGGAAGAGCCUGAGCCUGAUGGAACUGGAGCUGUUGGCCUCCUUCGGCUCGCAGGGGCUGAGUGGAAAAGUGGGGGCUGCAGAGGGGCACAGCCAAGCCCUCUCCGGCUGCUGGAGCCUAGAGGAACAGAGCACUGAGUCCUGUGGGGAGGAGGCGGAGGUGCAGAGAGACCCCUCUUUAACCCUCCCAGGCCAGGGCCUGCGCUACCUGGAGCACGUCUGCCUGAUGCUGGAGAAGAUUGCCCAACUGCAGCGGGCCAACCUGCAGCUCCAGCAGCAGCAGAAGGUGAUGGAGAGCCGGCUGUGGGGCCAGCAGGCUGAGAACGCGGUGCCCUCUGAGGAGAGGCCAUGCAGAGCCCCAGAAGAGCGGGGACUGUCCCAGCCGGAGCCUGAGAACAGGGCGGAGGUGGAAAUGAAGGAGGAGGAUUUGCCUUUGGACUCUUGGAGGCCCCACCACUUCAGGGUGCGCUCGGCCUCAGACACCGGGGUGCUCCAGGACCUGACCAGGAGCUCAGAGAAUGAGCCAGUCUGCUCCAGGAAGCCGGCAAUGCACUGCGUCAGCUCACCCACCCUGCUGGAUCAGCCGGAUUGGGGAGCCCAUACCCUACCGCCAAACAUGAGACCCAGGAACGACCGCUCACACUGGGGGAAAGUCAAAGUGCUGAUCAACAGGAUCACCAGGAAAUCCAUCCGGGCCAGCGAGCCAUCCCCGUUUGGGGAGUCUGCCGUCGACAGCAGACAGUGUAGUCUGGAGGCUUCACUGGAGAAACAAGGCUCCCACCCCAGGAGGAGCUUCCUGCCAGCGCUGGGGGUGAAGAAACACCGCUCGAAAACCCUCUCUGUGCGCUGA
This is a messenger RNA of Emys orbicularis (European pond turtle), 1809 nucleotides long. It is a transcript of the gene C2H8orf58, whose product is annotated as chromosome 2 C8orf58 homolog. Lineage: Eukaryota; Metazoa; Chordata; Testudines; Emydidae. The transcript is spliced from 10 exons. The coding region runs from base 1 to 1809 and encodes 602 amino acids. The record is from RefSeq and is a predicted model, not a curated record.